This is a messenger RNA of Seminavis robusta, 1647 nucleotides long. The record is from the annotation of a GenBank genome assembly. NCBI's taxonomy places the organism in Eukaryota, Bacillariophyta, Bacillariophyceae, Naviculales, Naviculaceae.
AUGAUUUUGUCGGCCAACAAAGUUUUGCUGGCCAUGGCGGCUCUGUUGAGUUCAGAGGGCGCCCUUGGAUUUUCCCCUCGUCUCAAGCCAUCACUGAGGGUUCCUGCAGCUACAAGUCUCCCCACAAAAUUGUUUUCCAGCACUCUCGAAGAGACCAAUGAAGAUACUGUUGCGGACAAGAACGAGGCUCCUCGAGAGCAAGCUAAGCAGAAGGCCAUGGAUGCUUUGGAGCGUUUGCUGUCUCGUCAACAAGCCGAGAUGGAGCAAACCAAACGUCUGUUGGGUCUCUACGAGACGUUCGAUACCACCACACCCAGCAACUCGACCGAUUUCACUGAUUCAAAGUUUGUCUCGUCCGAGCUCUUGUCGGUGGCUUCUUCUAUCCUCAAAGGGUUUGAUUAUGGCUUCCAAUCCAGAAGUGAAGGACCCAAAUUUGAUCUCAAGGGAGGAAAUCAGGCAUUAGUGGGAUAUGGACCACCUGCCAAUAUAGUCUCUUUGGGAAGUCAACAAUUCAUGAGGAAUCUAGAUGCCAUGAGAAACGAGUAUACGGAAGAAAAAGAUGUCGAGCUAACUCCCAAGCAAGUAAAACUGCAGGAAAAACUACAACAAUUGACUUUGAACUCCACAGCCAUUUGGCAAAGAGAACUCAAGGACGGACCCAUUGAGGCUCCUUGGCUCAUCAAAGUCCCGUACCUGCUCCUUUGCUAUAUGCUGGACGAGGUCUUUGAAGGAAGAUAUGUUCCGUCGCGAUUCUUUCUUUUGGAGACUGUGGCUCGCAUGCCCUACUUUGCGUACAUUGGAAUGUUGCAUCUGUACGAAACAUUGGGAUUCUGGAGACGAUCUGCCGACAUGAAGCGAAUUCAUUUCGCCGAAGAACUCAACGAAUUUCGGCACUUGUUGAUUAUGGAAUCCCUAGGUGGAGAUCAAGCAUGGUGGGUCCGGUUUAUGGCACAGCAUUCUGCCAUUGCCUACUUUGCGGGUUUGUGCGUCUUGUGGUGCAUUAGCCCAUCUCUAUCAUACAAGUUCUCCGAGUUGCUUGAGACACAUGCCGUCAAUACCUACAGCCAAUUCCUGGAUGAGAAUGAAGAUGCCUUGAAGGAUCUGCCGCCGUCCUUGGCGGCUGUGGACUACUACGCCUUGGGUGCGUCGGAUCCGUACUAUGCCGAGUUUCAAACAUCUGCCAUUUCCAAGCAGCAAGAGCUGCGCCGCCCUGGACUUCAAAUGGAAUCCCUUUACGAUGUCUUCUCGGCAAUUCGGGACGAUGAAGGAGAUCACGUGGGAACCAUGGAAGCCUGCUUGGAUCCAACCGUCGCCAAGCUUUCGCCUUCUCUAGAGCGAAAGGUUCUCACGGGUAUUGCCACAGCCGCAGCGGUUGCUUUCUUCCUGAAUGGUGGGGAUGCUGGAACGGUGGACGUGGAUCAACUCGUCGAUGGUGUUGACUUUGCGGCAGAUGAAACAGUUGCUACGAGCGUUGUAGAUGGUACCAUUGCUGCGAUUGCCGGAAUUGCCAGUCAGUUGGGACAAGACACUGGUGAUGAAAGCGCAGGUGCAGGAAUAUUUGCUGAUAUAUUUGAAGAGGGUUCCAUGUCAGCGCUCGCAGACUUUCUCGCUGAGGUCCUUGUCAUCUUUAGCCGCUUUUUUUUCUAA